Messenger RNA from Phascolarctos cinereus (koala), 2730 nucleotides. RefSeq names its product apelin (gene APLN). NCBI's taxonomy places the organism in Eukaryota, Metazoa, Chordata, Mammalia, Diprotodontia, Phascolarctidae. Gene Ontology annotation, biological process: signal transduction. Gene Ontology annotation, molecular function: hormone activity; apelin receptor binding. The record is from RefSeq and is a predicted model, not a curated record.
CCGGCCCGGCCGAAGCAUGAAUUUGAGCCUGUGCUUGCAGGCGCUCCUGCUUCUCUGGCUCUCCUUGACUUCGGUUUGUGGAGGGCCCCUGGUGGAGGCGUUGGACAGGAAGGAGCUGGAGGAAGGGAACAUUCGGACCCUGGUGCAGCCCAAAGUGGCAAGAACUGGGGGACCCUGGCAGGGCGGUAGGAGGAAGUUCCGAAGGCAGCGGCCCCGCCUUUCCCACAAAGGCCCCAUGCCUUUCUGAAGCAGGGCUAUUAAGGCCUCCAAGUGUCCAUGUCUUCACUCCCUGUUCUGCUCCCAGCAGAUGGACGGCUUUUCCUACCUGCAGAGGGGCCAGGCCCUUCCCACACAACAGUUUCCCCAUACUGCUGCCUGGAUGGAGUUGUCCUGGACCCCUUUCUUUCUCCUGGACUCACUUAAUCCACUUCCCUCCUUCUUUCCUGCCCCCACCCCUUGUUACAUCUGGGGCCCCCGACACUGAGAGGAGUCGGGGAAGGCUUUUGUUCCCUUCUCUGCCUCCCUCCAAGUCCACCUUCCAGAUGUUACACUGGCCCCUCUUCACCCAGUGAUCCAUGGGAAUUCUGGUGUCCAAGCUGGGGCUUCCCCCCCUUCCCCUUAGGGUACCAGGAUGCAGUUGCUUUCUCUUCAAGGAGCCCUGCCCUCAGGAGUGCCUAAAUGGGGAGAUGUAAGGGGAGAGAGGAGCCAGCAGAACCUGAGUGGGGCAUUUGGGGGGAUGGAGAUCAAGAUGGCUAAGAGAAACUGGGGGACCCUGGGAAGCUGGUGGAAAGGGGAGUCAUUUUGAUAUUGUGCCUUGGAAUUUGGGGGGCUGGUUUCUGGUGAAGCCAACUGGGAUCCUUUGUUGGGGAAGGGGAAGACAGCUGUUGUGUCUUUCCCACCUUCCAGUGCUGGGGACAACUUAAAUUUUUGCCACUCCCCCCCCCAGGGAGAAGGGGUCCUUUGAAGCACUUUCUUAGAUGUUGGGGGAGGGGAGUCCCCUCUGAAGUCUUAAGAUGUUUCCAUUUCCCUGUCUCUAUGGUGUGUGUUUCUUCCUUCUACCUUCUAGAGAUUUAAGAAGAUAUAUAAAGUAUAUAUAAAAGUCCACACGUUCACACACAUAUGCAGUCAAGAAGAGAGCUAUUUUUGUGAAACAAUGGCUUAUAUGGAGGGGAGGAUUCUAUUUAUUCUUAAUUAAACUUCCAAAAGUAAAAGGAGAGGGAUCUGGCUUGUUCCACUUGGCCCCAGAGGGGUCAAAAUAAAGCAAUAGGUGAAGGUUGCAUGGAGGCAGAUUUGGGUUCCAUGCAAGGGAAAAAUUACGUAGUCAUUAGAGCUGGCCUAAAGUGGAAUGGGCUGCCUGGAGAGGUAGUGAGUUCCCUGUCACUGUGAGUAUUCCAGUAGAGAUUGACCAAUUGCUUGCUGGGUAUGUUGUAGAGGUAAUUCCUGUUGGGUUGACUGGAUGGCCCCAAAGUCCCUUCUGGCUCUGAGAUUCUGUGAAUAUGACAGGGUUAGAACUCCUCGGCCUUUCUGGGGAAUGGGGGUGCAUUGCCCUUGUUCAAAGGUCCUGUCUCUGCUUCUCCCAGGAUGCUUUUUGCAUCCUUCCUAUUACACAAAGUGGGUAGGGACCCAGAGGUAGGGUGUAAUGCUCCUCACUCCAGUCCUCCAUGCCUGUUCAUUCAAUCCUCCAUUCUCAAAUGAAAUUCUGACUGCUGACUCCCAUCCCCACUCCCAGCCUUAGGCUGGGGUAGCCCAUAAAAUGGGAUUCCACUGGAGAGAUAGGUGCCUGUCCCCUACCAUGGUGCCAAGAAUCCUAGAAUAUCAGAGUUAGAAAGUUGCUUAAAGAUCUCUAGUCCACCUCCUCUUUUCCUACAUGGGGAAACUGAGGCCAAGAAGGGGGUAGGGGAGCCAGAUCUGGGGUGGAGAGGAGCACUAGCUAUGAACUGCCCACUUUCUGGAAGGGAGCUGUACCACUCCCCUUGCACCCCCCAGUGAUGCACAAUGGUUCCUCCCCAAAUGUCCCUUUGCUGUGGGUGACUUGGAUUCAUCUGGGCUAGUUUCUCUCCUCUGCAGCAGCUAGAGCAGUGGACCAGGGGCCAUCAUCAGAUAGCGAGCUCAUCUAGUCCAAUCCCUUAGCUUAUGGAGAGGUGGGGGGGCAAGGUCUGUAGAGAUGUAAUGACUCACCCAAGGUCACAUGAGCAGCAGUGGCAGAGCCGGGAUUUGAACCCAGGUCUUGUGACUCCCGAUUCAGCGCUUUUCCCACUGUAUUACAGCUCUUUCCACAAUGUACUUUUGUGGCCCAGGCCCAGGCCUGAGAACCUGACUUGGGCCCUCCCUUUCUCCCAUUUGGCUGGGCCUUGCCACCCCCCCCCCAGUCUCCUGCCUUAGUAGCUGAGGCCUUGUGUUCACCUGAGGUCAAACCAGGAUUGCCCACACUCCCAGGGCUGGUGGUCCAGGCACAAAUCCCUGGCUGGGAGGGUAGAAGGGCCAGAGACAGCAGGAGGAGGAAGAGGAAGAGGAGACGAAGGGGGACAGCUGGGUCCUGGCUAAUCCCAUUUCACAUGGUAACAGUUCAGUCGGUGGUUCUAAUUUAUGCCAACAUGAAACCCUUCUUCCUUGAGGCACCAUCCCCUCCUGGCAAUGGUCAUGCCAAUUCCUGUGUUUGUAAUAUUGUCCUGUGUAAAUAUAUCUUUAUAAUAAAGAGUUUUAAAAGGGCAAUAAACCCUUAUUUUUGGA